GUUACCAACACAGAUUAUUUUGUUUUGAUUCAUCAAAUUUUGAACAAUUGGCUAAUUAUUGUGUCAUUGCAUCCAUUUAAUUAAAAGAAUUGAAUUCGUAACGAGAUCAUCUUGCAUGCAAAAUGAAGGUGCGAAGUGGGGGCAGUACAUAAAAGGUCGUGAGGUCCCCCAACUGUAAUUUGCACCAUGAAGUUCGCUGUUUGUUUUGUUGUGCUUGUCGCUGUGGUGGCCUCCAGCUACGCCCUGCCGGCCAAGGGCUCCACCAAAGCGGCCCUGAAGAAGAAACCCUGUCUCAAAGACUGCGGAGAAGUCUACAAACCGGUCUGUGCUGGAGAUGGAAGUGGCAAAAACGACAAAUCGUUCGGAAGCGAAUGUGUCUUAUCGAACUACAACUGCGAAACCGGAAACAAUCUGAAGAUUCAAACCCAAGGCGAAUGUCCAGGUGGGGGUGGAGUUCGUCUCUCGUAAAAUCAUCACAAAAUAUAUUAUUUCACGUAUUUGUUUACUUUUUAUUUACUUUGGUUGAAUGCUUUGUAAGAGAAAUUCAAUGCACGUUUUUUAAUUAUGAACAAAUAUAAUUUAGCUUUCGA
Messenger RNA from Tribolium madens (black flour beetle), 590 nucleotides. RefSeq lists its product as uncharacterized. Gene Ontology annotation, molecular function: protein binding. The transcript has 3 exons. Lineage: Eukaryota; Metazoa; Arthropoda; Insecta; Coleoptera; Tenebrionidae. The coding region runs from base 187 to 468 and encodes 93 amino acids. The record is from RefSeq and is a predicted model, not a curated record.